Molecule: messenger RNA, 903 nt
Organism: Amoebophrya sp. A120
Lineage: Eukaryota; Dinophyceae; Syndiniales; Amoebophryaceae
Source: the annotation of a GenBank genome assembly
CGGAUUCCAAGAGGGCAAAUAAAAUCACACAUCAAGAAUAUAUCUGACCCGCACCUGAGUAAGCUAAGUGCCUGCAUUGACGCGUCUCGGCACUACGCCGACAAUAAUGCCAGAUGGUGGCUAGCGCGGCCUCGACACGCGAGCCGCACUGGAGCGAGGUCGCGUUUUUUGUCUUGCCCAUCAGGCUCACGGUGUUUGCAAACGCGCUGCUCACCCUGGUUUUCGGCGUCAUAUUGCUUUCCGCCCGACAUUCGUGGCACCUCUAUUUCCUCGGUGGCGGGUACACCUACCAAGCCUCGACCGCCUUGGGCAUCGAAAAUUUCGUCGCCAUCCUGGUUGGCCUACUGGGCAUCAACGCAGCAUGGCGAAACCGUUCGGACUUCCACUUUACCUUCCUGCUCUUCGGUCUGUACCGUUUCGUCAACCUCUGCACGUGUGCCGUUCUGGACUUCUCGCUCAUAGCAACCUGUGAAGAAUGGAUUACGGACAUACAAGGACAGAUUGAUCAGCACGGCUUUUCGCAGACCAUGUACUGAUAGAUAUGCACCACUGAUGUCGCUGUUAGUUUUUAACAUCUUUACUGUCGUAGUCCGAUUUUUCAAUGAUAAAAAUGAUUUUUACAACUCUCGGCAAAGAACUGUUGCCCGACAGACACCAGAUUUCUCGAGACUCCGAAAAACUUCCAGGUUUCGCAUUUCUUUCGAGGGUCGGUGCGGAGAGGAGCGUCGGAACUACAUGCUGGCGACCUAUUCCAUGAUCGUGUUGUACGCUUACCUGUUCUGGGUCUCUAUCAAAUACCACCGCGAGCUGCAAAGACGCCCGGAUUACCUGUUCGAGAAAAGACCCGACGAGCUGGCAUAUUACACCCUGGGAAAAAACUUCCCGGUUGCUGCGCGAAGCUAG